Panonychus citri (citrus red mite) is the source of this 3438-nucleotide messenger RNA. RefSeq lists its product as uncharacterized. Gene Ontology annotation, molecular function: nucleotide binding; DNA binding; DNA-directed DNA polymerase activity. The record is from RefSeq and is a predicted model, not a curated record. The coding region runs from base 1 to 3438 and encodes 1145 amino acids. Gene Ontology annotation, biological process: DNA replication. The transcript has 4 exons. NCBI's taxonomy places the organism in Eukaryota, Metazoa, Arthropoda, Arachnida, Trombidiformes, Tetranychidae.
AUGAUACUUUGCCCCUGUUGUCAAAGACAAUAUGAUGUCUUACCAACAUAUUUAGUCCAUCAAUGUGAUUGUCGUUUCAAUCCAUGUAAAAUGAUGGAUUUCAUGGAAGGUCCACCAAGUAAAAGACCUAGAUUGGAACCAACACAAUCAUCAUCAUCAAGUUCCUGCUCUUCAUGUUCAAAUUGUAGUGACUGUUCUCUUUGUGCUGAAGCCUUGAGAAAUAUGGUUCCAACUAUUGAACAAAUCGAUCCACAGCAACCAGAACUUUUUCCUGAUCCACCAAUUAGAGUUGAGCCAGAACUUUUUCCUGAACCACCAAUUAGAGUUGAGUCAGAACUUUUUCCUGAACCACCAAUUAGAGUUGAGUCAGAACUUUUUCCUGUACCACCAAUUAGAGUUGAGCCAGAAGAGAUUAUACUAUCUUCACAAUCAACUAUAGAUUUAUCUUCUGAUGAAGAAGAUGAGCAACCAAUGGAUUUGUCUGUUAUCAGACCGAGAUAUUUAGUUCAAUAUCGUUCACCAGAUAUUGAUUCACCGGAUAUCAAUGAAGUGAUGACGACUAAAUUUGAAGAUAUCAGGUCACUUAUCAACACUUUAAUUGAUGAAUUUGGAGCAAUUAAGUUCAGUAUCGGUAUAAUUGUUCAGUUCAAAAAUGAAACCACUGAAAAGACUGAUAAAGGUUGGUUUGAAUCUGAUCUUACCCCUUGUUUAGCUGGUUCGAACAAAGAUUCGUUGAUUAACGAUUCAUAUGAGUUCUUAUGUGAUCGUAUCGAUCAAUUUACUCAGCGUGGAUCUGGAUGGACUGUCAACAAAAUCUUGUCUAUUGAUUUAGCUGCUGGUAAAUUCAAACCUUUUCGUGGUGGUUGUAAUAACAACCAGAUUCCAUUAUUUCUUAGGAACAAGAAAUGUUUGAUCUCCCCUCAAACUGAUACAGACUGUUUCAUGUUUUCGAUAAAAUUGAUAGAUUCUCACAAAAAUAAUCUAUCAAUCAAUGUCUAUACCUGUUAUCCAGAUAGCAAAGCUGUGGUACCACUCCAAAUCUGUGAUCACGAAAAGGAAAAACAUGUUGACUUAUUUCUAAUCAAUCAACAUUAUUAUACAAUCUCAAAUUUCAACCGAUUAGUCUCUCACACUGAGAAAAGAGCUAGAUUUUUCUGUAAAAGAUGUCUUUGUUCAUUCAGUUCGAGUGAAAAGCAAGCAUUUCAUUUAAAUGAAUGCCAAAAAGUUACUGCUCAAAGACUCAUCUUACCGGAUGUUGGUAAUUCAACACUCAAAAGGAAUCAAUUCCGUAAAGAGGUACAGUUUCCUGUCUGUGUUUAUGCAGAUUUUGAAACAUUGAAUGUUAAAAAUACUUGUGAAAAUAAUACCAUCAGUGAUUUGGUACCUUGUAGCUACGGACUUGUAGUAGUCGACUGGAAUGGUGAAGUUAUUAGUAAAGACUUCUAUCUUGGUGAAAAUGCAGGAGUUAAAUUCUUAGAAAAGCUCAUAAGUCUAGAGCCAUUGAUACGUCAACACAUUUCUUCAAAUAUCAAGCCUUUGUCUUUAACUUCUUCUGAAGAAAAACAGUUUAAAGAUUCAACUGUCUGUCAUAUUUGUUCGAAACCUCUAGGGACAAAUACAAGUGUUCGUGACCAUGAUCAUCUCACCGGUAAAUUUCGAGGUGCUGCUCAUCAGCUCUGCAAUUUGGAGUAUCAAGUACCUAGUCAGAUUCCGGUUGUAUUUCAUAAUCUGAAAAAUUUCGACGGUCACAUUAUAAUCAAAGCUCUGAGUUCAUCGAUGUUCACAAAUAAACCUCAAAUCAUCGCUCAUUCCACUGAAAAGUUUAUUGGGUUCAUAAUCGAUAAUUUCAAGUUUAUGGAUAGUUUUGCUUUUCUCCCAGCAAGUUUGGAUGCUCUGUCAGCAAAUUUAUCAACUGAUGAUAAACUAUUUUAUCUCAGUCAGCUGUUCACUGGCGAUUUAUCCCUUUUAAUGAAGAAAGGAUGCUUACCUUACGAGUACCUGGACUCAUUUGAUCGAUUCACUGAAACUUCUUUGCCAAGUCGAGAUCAAUUUUAUUCAAGUCUAAUGGAAUCAUCAAUUUGUGACGAGAUAUAUAAUCACGUCAGAGACGUCUGGUCUCAUUUUGACUGUGUAACAUUGAAAGAUCUUCACGAUAUUUAUCUAAAGACUGAUGUUGUUCUAUUAACAGCAGUUUUUGAGAACUUUAGAAAAAUGGCACUUACAAGUUUUGGUAUUGAUCCUCUUCACCAUUUCUCUUCACCUGGUUUGACUUGGGCUGCAGCUCUAAAGACAACAGCUAUCGAACUUCAGAUUUUUUCUGAUGUUGAUAUGUUGUUGAUGAUAGAAUCGGGAAUAAGAGGUGGUUUGACAAUGGUCAGCAAACGAUAUGCUAAGGCAAACGACCCUGAACUACCGGCUUACAAUCCAGAAGAACCUAAUAGUAAAAUUUUAUACUUGGACGUCAAUAACCUUUAUGGUUAUGCUAUGUCACAGUAUUUACCGGUUGAUGGAUAUGAAUGGUCUGAUAAACCGUUAGAGGACAUUUUGAACACUUCAGAUGUAUCAAGUGUUGGUUACAUACUUGAAGUGGAUCUAGAAUAUCCUUCUGACCUCCAUGACUUACAUUCAGAUUUUCCUCUAAUACCAGAGAAAAGAAAAGUUGAUUCAACAAUGUAUAGCUCCUAUCAACAAGAGCUACACACAGAAUUGAGGAAUCGUGGAAUCAAGUUGGUUUCCUCCACUAAACUUGUAACUACUUUCUUACAAAAAAUCAAAUAUGUUGUGCACUACUCAAUCCUAAAGUAUUACGUUGAGCUAGGAAUCAAAAUUACCAAAGUUCACCGAGUGAUUAAAUUCAAUCAAUCACCCUGGUUAGCACAAUAUGUCAAUUUCUGUACUUUAAAUCGUCAAAGAGCAACGAGUGACUUUGAAAAAGACUUUUGGAAGUUGCUGGUAAAUUCCAUCUACGAUAGUUUGAUCUACCAUCUCAAAACUGAUAAUAUGAAUCAUGAUCUUCAAAUUUUAUCUCACCUUAUGGAUUUCUCCAACUAUCCACAAUCACAUAAUCUUUUUUCAAACGAGAAUAAGAAAAAGAUUGGGUUUGUUAAGAAUGAAGUUGCUGGUGAUGAAAUCUUAGAGUUUAUCGGGAUUAAGCCAAAACUUUAUGCACUAAAGACAUUAUCAGACGUCAAAAAGAGAGCAAAGGGAGUUCCCCGAGUCUCACUGAGUAAGAUAACUUUUGAUGAUUUCAAGAAUUGUUUGAUGAAUGAGUCAACUGAAAAUGGAACAGCUUCAAGAAUCCAAUCAACCAAUCAUAAUAUCCAAGUAGUAUCUCAAACAAAACUUAUGAUCACACCGUUCGAAGAUAAAAGAUAUUACCUUGAUAAAAUUAACUCUGUACCAUAUGCACAUUACAAAAUUUAUAACAAUCUUAUUUAA